Messenger RNA from Corticium candelabrum, 1738 nucleotides. RefSeq lists its product as uncharacterized. NCBI's taxonomy places the organism in Eukaryota, Metazoa, Porifera, Homoscleromorpha, Homosclerophorida, Plakinidae. The coding region runs from base 235 to 1494 and encodes 419 amino acids. The transcript has 8 exons. The record is from RefSeq and is a predicted model, not a curated record.
UUAACAGGUUCUUUCCAGAACGCGUCGAUUUACAAGAAGCAACCGACAAUAGGAUGGUCCAUCUCUAAAUAGCUACAACUGAGUGGGCGAACGGUGCACUGCAGAGAGGAAGUAUGACAACGCCAGGAAGUGGCGAGUCUACCUGUGCACACACCACAAUACAUUUACUCCAGAUAUUACCAGCUUUUCUCAACACACACGAUCAGUCUGAUUACAAACAGCACCUCUAGCAGUAUGAUGACUCUCUGGUCUUUGGCAGUCGUUUGUUUGGCUCUGAAUAUGAAUUCAGCAGUCUGUUUUGAGAAGAAUUUGAACUCGAGUGGCUCGUACCAAACAAUCAGGGCGAUACAACAAUCUUCACUACAGAAUGCGAUCGUUCUAGAUCUGCAGCUGACUAUUACAAGGAAUAUGUCUGAAGGAAGACUCGAGUUGGUUUCAUCACAUUACCUACUCAGGGACAUGGCAGCACCAUUGAGUGUCUUGUUUCAUCCACAACUGCAUCAGUUCUCUGUAAUAAUGUAUAAGACAUCAGGAAGGCAGCAUGUCGAGACGUUCUAUUACGAUCUUGAAGUUGAAGCAGUAAAUCGGGUGACUCUGGUGUUGGCUGAUCACCAGCUGGUGAUAUACGUCAACUGUAGUCUUGUGUAUGAUCGACACAUUGGUAGUGUCAAUCUCGGACUUCUAAGAACUCACACCCAGUUAUAUGACGCUAGCUUCUUGUCUAGGCCAUUGCAUAGUAGCAGGCUGGUGGAGUCUAAGGUGUUGGUUGGAUUUGAAGAGAGAAGUUGGAAGAGGCUGUGUUAUCAACCAUUGCAACACCAUGUUUUACGGUCGUGUGCACUUGCUGAUGAAAGGACGAGUUUGGUGGAGAAACUGCAGUCGGACCUGCAGUCAUGUUCGAAUAACAUUUCUGUUGCUGUGCGAGACAAACGCUCACUAAUCACCGAACUGAGCAAAUGGCAAGGAUGCGAAUGUUCUCGGCCGUGCUGGCACAAUGGAAAGAAAAGAAUAGAAGGAAGCAAAUGGCAAACUAGAUACGAAACAUGCAUUUGCUCAAAUGGUACGACACAUUGCAGAUGUAGAGUUUCCAAGUGCUGGGAUUCGGAGUCAUUAUUCAGAGUGAAAGGUCACCGCUGUCCUCGUUGCUUCAGAAAAUGCAGGGUGGCCGGCAACGAAUACCAACAUUUAUCUUGGCAAAAGGUUUCAUCAACAAAGAAUUGUCAAUGCCAGAACGGCGUUUGGGCAAACUGCACGGAGGUGACAGACCCUCCACCCGGUAUAGUCUGUCAAAGUUGUUUGAGUCAACGUGGCUGUUACCAGGAUCGCUACUACAACUGUAGAUGUCGAAGAGAAAGCGAUGUCAAAAUUACUUGUCAUCGAGCUUGUAAUACUGGCUUUCUGCUUCAUCCAGUGAGCAGGGAGUGCUAUAAUGGACAGAUAAUUCGGCUCUCUUAUUCUGAUGCGAGUUAUGUUGGAACGCUGAUGGGAAAAUGAAUGAGAGACUAGAAGAGAGAAAUAGGAAUGAUAUUGGUUGUUGAUAUUAAAGACUCGGUUGACUGUGUAAUUGUGCAUGCAGUUUAUUGAUUCGUUAGAUGUUAGUUGACUGCUUGUCUUUGAAGUGAUUUUUGUAUGGAAGGCAACUUGUGGUGAUGUGGUUAUGUUGUAGAGUAGGUUGAAAUGUGUUAUAUGGAUUUGUUUUUAUUAUGUGUGUAUUGGUAUAAGUUGUUUGUGUAAUGCA